Suillus paluster is the source of this 951-nucleotide messenger RNA. RefSeq lists its product as uncharacterized. Bases 245 to 721 code for a protein of 158 amino acids. Lineage: Eukaryota; Fungi; Basidiomycota; Agaricomycetes; Boletales; Suillaceae. The record is from RefSeq and is a predicted model, not a curated record. The transcript has a single exon.
AGCGUGAACACCAACUGUGACAGUUCUCCCCAAUGGCCCACAGUGUCCCAGACGAACACAAUCUGGGCCACGGCGACCUCGCAUUUUUCACACGCUCUCUAGUUCGAGCAAAUUUUCAGCUAAGUCCCAACUUCUAACUCUCACCCUUAUACCGUUCACUGUUUUCAACAAGGGCGGGACCCACUGCUGUCGCCAUCGCUUAUGGCCUCGACAAGAAAGUCAUAUGCGAAUGUAAUGUGUCUGCAUGUCUGUACCUACCCCCGCGUGUUUUCACUUGGUGCCGUUUGUGUCACUCACCACCAUUCCAGUCCCCACAGGUCGCCAGAACCCAGUCAAUAGCAAGGGUGCUGCAUGCUACACCUUAGGACGUCGCUCGACCAUACUCCCCUCAUCAGUAGAAUUUAAUUCAAACCCUCACGCAUCGCAUUUGGCCCAGUGGGCCUCCUUCAGUCCCCCAAGUCAGUUCCCCCUUUUGGAGCUCAGUACCAUGCUUUGCUCAUAUCUCGCCUGUAUCUGCGCCGUUUCCCUCGAUUCCGGAUGCGUUGGAACGCCCUCGUUCGCCUCGUCAUUUCGAUACCACGCUUACCCUACCGCGCGUCGCACUUACUGUGCAGUACACCUGCAAUACACGACCUCAUUUGUAACAUUUUUUCUCCCCCCACUUUUGGCAAUAUCACUGACUUCCUUUUUUUUUAUAUCUCGACAGAAUGCUGUAUCAUGACCCGCCCAUACUAUGUCAACACAUUUAUUCCAUUUUUACCCCCGCCUUCGUAUUGGUCCUCGCCGCCAUCAUCUUGAAGUAUUUGCUCAUUCGUAAUUUCUACCGCUUCAUCUAACAAUAUUUGAUAUUCACGUGUUUUCUGGAUCCUAUGAAUUGAUUAUUUUGCGGCAUUUCAUUACUUUGCUUAUCCUACUGUUUGGAUGCAAUAAUCACUUUUUCUACUUACUGCC